Carica papaya (papaya) is the source of this 2161-nucleotide messenger RNA. NCBI's taxonomy places the organism in Eukaryota, Viridiplantae, Streptophyta, Magnoliopsida, Brassicales, Caricaceae. The record is from RefSeq and is a predicted model, not a curated record.
UUAAUUUAAGGCUUAAUCAACAGAAGAAAAUGUCUGAUUUAACCACUCUCAAUCGUCUCCUACCUUCAACUAACCCUCCACGUAAAUCCCCGCUGCGACGCCCCCUUCUUUUUGAAUCUUCACAACACCAUACCCGGUCAACGGUCCUAAAUCUCAACUAUAAAUUAUAAAAGGACAAGAACAGAGCAAAGCCGAUGCGCAUUUACUCGAUUCAUCUAUUCGCCAAGCCGACGAAUUGAGCUGGAGCUUUUGAUUUUAGAGUUUUCGAUCCGAUGGUAGUGAAAUUAGGUUUGGCGGUUUCGGUUCUGCUGCUGCUCUCUGUUUAUUUCUUGAAGGUCGAAUCGAAGUGCAGCAGAGGCUGCGGUUUAGCUUUGGCGUCGUACUUCGUAUGGCCCGGAUCGAACCUCACGUUCAUAAGCGAGGUUUUGCAGUCGUCGGUUGCGCCUCUUGGAGCCUUCGAUGUGAUUCUUAGUUUCAACAAGAACGUGAGCAACAAGGACAGCGUCCAGGCGUUCACGAGAGUCGAUGUUCCCUUUCCUUGCGAUUGCAUCAACGGCGAGUUCCUUGGCCACGUGUUCGAGUACAACGUUCGGUCGGGUGAUACGUACGAUAAGGUCGCCAACCCGAACUACUCGAAUUUGACCACGCCACAGUGGCUGGAGAGAUUCAAUAGUUUUAAACCGAACCUAAUACCUGAUACUGCCCAACUCAAUGUGACGGUGAAUUGCUCAUGUGGGGAUAGCUCGGUUUCCGAUGAUUUCGGGUUGUUUGUCACGUACCCGCUCCGACCAGAAGACAGUUUGACCUCGAUUGCCAGCCAGACCAACCUUUCGGCUGAUUUGUUGCAAAGGUAUAACCGUGAAGUGAAUUUUAGUCAAGGGAGUGGAUUGGUAUUUAUUCCUGGGAAAGAUGCAAGUGGUCAGUUCCCACCCCUGCACUCAAGCAAAGGAAUCAGUGGUGGGGUAAUUGCUGGAAUAUGUAUAGCUGUUGCAGCUGGGGUGCUUUUAGUGGCAUUUGGUACAUAUUUUGUAUUUUACAGACGGAAGAGGGUGAAGGGAGCAAAGUUGCUUUCAACAGGGCCCCAUUAUCCGUUAGCUCAACAUGUACAUGCUCCUGGAAGUGAACCGGACAAAAUCACUGAAUCAACUGGUCCAACUGAUGGUGUCUCUCCGGGCAUAACAGCCAUCACCGUAGACAAAUCAGUGGAGUUUUCAUAUGAAGAACUUGCCACAGCAACCAGUAACUUCAGUAUUGCUAAUAAGAUUGGUGAAGGUGGCUUCGGGUCUGUUUACUACGCAGAACUGAGAGGAGAGAAAGCCGCAAUCAAGAAGAUGGAUAUGCAAGCAUCAAGAGAAUUUCUGGCUGAACUAAAGGUUUUGACCCACGUACAUCACCUGAACCUGGUAAUGGAUUUUUCUUCGUGAUUACAUGAUAAUCUGAUCAAAAGAAGAUGAAUUGGUUUCUGUUAUCUUUACAUAAGCAAUCACAUUAAGUUUUAUCAGGCAGAUAUCUUUCAUAGUACUUGUUGGAACUAGCAAGAAAUUAAUAUUUUAAAUCAUAGUCUCUAUUUAUAAUUUGAAUCAUUUAUUACAAAAAGUAAUCUGAAUCAAUGGCAUCAAGUGAUUUCAUGGCUGUAAAAGGGGAAUAGACUAAAAAAAGAUGAAUCCAUGGCGGUUCUUAAUUUAAGUACCAUUGCUUACACUGAAUGUAUAAACCGAAGUCUACUUCCUAAUCUUCCAUCAUAUAUGAAGCCUUUAUGGAUGAUUGCGACAAACUAUGAAAUAACCCCUUUUUAUCAUUUAGGCUGUUCUAAUUAUUUUGCAGACUGGCACAUAUGAUAUACCUUUAUAUUUAUUAUUACCUUCCAUGAUAAAUUUGUAGCACCAAUUUCCUUCAAGCAUGACAAUCUGAGGAGGAUUGGCUAUAUCAUUUUAUCCAUCAACAGUUUCUACUCAAUCUAAUUAGUGGUCUAGAUAAUGUCAUAUCCUUAGUAUCUUUUUCCAUGAAGUGGCUGCUGUAAUUCUUGGACCAAUGAUCUUAUUCUCUACUGAGCACAGAAAAAAGGUAUCAUUUGGUUGAAGCACCAGAGACUGAAAUUACGCUAUAAUUUCCUAUGGCUGAGAUAUGGUACUUAUAGUACAGCAAUCUAGAAGCUGCUGUA